Messenger RNA from Nematostella vectensis (starlet sea anemone), 2366 nucleotides. Its product is annotated as molybdate-anion transporter. NCBI's taxonomy places the organism in Eukaryota, Metazoa, Cnidaria, Anthozoa, Actiniaria, Edwardsiidae. Gene Ontology annotation, molecular function: molybdate ion transmembrane transporter activity. The coding region runs from base 499 to 1575 and encodes 358 amino acids. Gene Ontology annotation, cellular component: membrane. Gene Ontology annotation, biological process: molybdate ion transport. The record is from RefSeq and is a predicted model, not a curated record. The transcript is spliced from 15 exons.
GAAGGAGAAUUUUAUAAAAAGGAAUACAGCAAAAUAUUGCGUUUUGAAAUAACUUGGCGACAAAAAAAGCUUUUUUCUAGAAAACGCAGAACCGGAAGUGAAACAAAGCCCGCGCGUGCUCAUUCGGCCUGCUCAGACACACUGAUAUCUCACAUGAUGAAAUUUGAAUGAAGUUUAAAAACAAAAUCCAAUAGUGUUUCAUGGUAUAUAUACAUUAAAGGAACGACAUCCGUCAUGUCAUGAUUAAAAUUGAAAAAGUAUUUUAAAACUCUGAUAUAAGGCACGAAACGAGGACCGAGACUCGAGACUUUAGGCCGAGAUUCGAACAACACAUCAAGAAAAUCAUAUAAGGGGGAGAGUGGAGAGCGAGGUGGAGAGUUGUGGAGCCUUCAAGCGGCAGACUGGUUACAGGGGCCUCAUGUCUAUGCAUUAUUCUCAAGCUAUGGCCUUACCCCUCUACAGAUAAACCAGCUUUUUGUAGCUGGAUUUGGGUCAUCCAUGAUUUUUGGGACAAUAGUGGGUUCUUUUGCAGAUAAACUAGGAAGAAAAUUCAAUUGUAUACUAUAUGGAAUUCUUUAUGGACUUGACUGUAUAUGUAAGCAUUUCCCAAACUUCUAUAUUUUGAUGUGUGGGCGGUUCAUGGGUGGAAUCGCAACAUCUAUCUUAUUCAGUGCUUUCGAGUCCUGGCUUGUAUGCGAACACGGAAAGAGAGGCUUCCGCAGGGAUCUGCUUUCAGUGGUCUUCUCUCAUGCUGUUCUUGGCAACUCCAUCGUUGCUAUUGGAGCUGGUCUAGUUGCACAGGCCGUGGCCGACACAUUUGGAUUUGUGGCACCGUUUACACUCUCCGUGGUUCUACUGGUUUUAGUCAGUGGUGUGGUGUUCACAACCUGGACUGAAAACUAUGGCGACACAUCCGGGAAUCUUGCCAAAUCACUAGGAAGUGGAUUAAAAGCAAUACGAAGGGACUCCAAAGUGUUGUGUCUUGGUCUGAUCCAGUCUCUGUUUGAAGGAUCCAUGUACACUUUCGUCUUGGAGUGGACCCCAGCACUAACACCUGCAUCUGCAAUUGGUGCAAAGCAGACCAAAGAAACCAUUCCACAUGGAUGGAUAUUUGCCGGAUACAUGGUCUCCAUUAUGCUUGGGUCGUGUAUUUUCAGAUAUAUAUGCAGGCUUUGCGCUCCAGAGAACUUCAUGAGAUUUGUGUUCGCAAUUGCUGCAAUGUCCCUGGCAGUUCCGAUCAUCUCUCCACAGAGCCAGACGUCCAUAUUUAUUGGUUUCCUAGUAUUUGAAUGCUGUGUUGGUAUUUUCUGGCCUGCUGUGGGGACAAUGAGAGGCAAAUACGUGCCUGAAGAGACGCGGGCGACAAUAAUGAACAUGUUUCGUAUACCUCUGAAUCUAAUCGUCAUUGUCAUCUUAUUACAGGGCUUUCCCAUGGCGAUAGUAUUCAAAUGCUGCGUGGUUUUCCUGUUCACGUGUUGUGCCACCCAGCACUGGAUGUACACUGUGUGCAUCAAACCGGACGAAUCAUCCGUUCCCGGCGAAAUAAAACGAGAGGAGGUUAUUCUGCAACCAUAGCUACAAGCACUGCACGCCGCUUCGCUAGCCCAUAAUGCAGUGGGCCGCUAUUCCAAGACGAGUUCGAGCCUUUGAGUUACUCAGUAGUGUCUAAGCCGGCCAAUAGUAUCUAGACAGCCGCCAACACUUGGAAGCCACUUCAGAGUGGCCGUAGCAGAGUCAUCAAUAUAUAGCCAAUAUCUAAUACACCAAUAACUUGAAUCCGACCUGCCAAAUUUUCGUCUUUAAUAAGAUUUCUUCAGCCAAUAUCUAUAUAUAUAUAUUUUUUUUUGGGGGGGGGGGGGGCACAGUCACGCCCCUACUAAUUAUUUCCUCAUAAUUUGUCCUGCACUGGAUAAGCAACUCAAUAGAGACGGGUAAAUGUUUAACUCAAGGAAGUCAACCAAUUGUACGCUCUCAGUGAUGGCUCAAGUUUGUACUAGCUCGUUUCUAUCUGCAAGCUUAUUUUGUUUGACUUUAUGAAAUAACUUCGACUUUAGAGCCCCCCCCCCCCCACCCACAACCCACAACCCACGAAAAUAGGCCUAUUGGCUUCAAAUUUUAAAAAUAUUGAAAUAUUUCCAGGGGUGUGAGUGUGAGUAUUCCUUGAGGGGCUAAAAUGACAAAUUUAUUCCCUCCGUGUGUAUUAGGCGGUGGGGGAGAUUACUGGAUUUAAUUUGCCGUUAAACAUUUUGUCAGGUUUGAUUCUUUAUUCUAGAGAAUAUUAUAUAAAACGAUUAAAAACGUAUUUCCAUUAAUACGAGGUACGUGGUAUUUUAAAUGUAGAUAUAAUAAAUGAUCUUACUAUGAAA